Molecule: messenger RNA, 501 nt
Organism: Girardinichthys multiradiatus
Lineage: Eukaryota; Metazoa; Chordata; Actinopteri; Cyprinodontiformes; Goodeidae
Product: E3 ubiquitin-protein ligase PDZRN3-B-like
Exons: 3
Coding region: 1-501 (166 amino acids)
Source: RefSeq, a predicted model, not a curated record
AUGGAGACGCGACAAAGAGCAUUAAAACCGCGUAUCUGUGAUCAAAGUGUUUGUCAGAAGGGAUGCGGUGUUCUGCUGUCCGGUCACAGCAUGGACACCGCAAAGAAGCACUCUUGCGUGGAGCCGCUCCGGGCAGUUAAACGUGCGUUGGAGGAGAGGGGCGCGGGUUUGGAGCACGCAUCCCGGAUGGCACGGCUCAGGUGGAACAGAACGGAGCAGUCCCUGGUGGCUCAGGUGGCAACGCUACAGAACGAAGCUCAGCUGGCUGCCCUUACGUACCAGCAGAGACUGCAGCGAUACCUGCUGCACAUCAGCAGCAUCGUAGAACAGAUCACUGGAUACUGCAAGAAUCAGAGUGAUUCCAGUACAGCCGCUGACAUGCAGAGCCACACAUCAGAUCAUUCAACUUUAAAACAGCUUCAGCUUCCGACUCAAAAACACCACAGGCCUCCUUUCACCUUCCAUCUCUUGCUGAAGGACCGCUCCAAGCCCUACUCCUGA